GUCCCGCGCUUCGCCAUUUUCGCCCGGGAGCGAAGGAGUUGUGUGCGCGGGAACAUCCCUGCGUGGGAGCAGCUGUGGCGGGUGCGCGAGAGGAAGCGGAGCGGGCUUCGCGCUCACUUUCCCUGCACGCCAUGAGCUGCGCUGACUCCACCACGGGCCCCGGUCCCAGCUCCAGCCGCCUGCUGCCUCUUCUGGAGACCCUGGAGGACGCCGCCGCCUCGCCGAAGUCGCUGACGGACGCGUUGCUCACCCUCACCAAUCGCCUAACUGGUGAGGAAGGAAAAGAGUUUGCUGCAGAAGUUGGGAAACAUUUUUCACAGCUCUACAAGAUAUUUAAGACACACAUUUCUACUGAAAAUUCAGAGUUGAGCAGCUCAGCCUUACAAGCUUUAGGAUUCUGUGUAUUUAGUUCAAAGAUUGCUUCUCAGCUAUGUGAAACAGAAAUACAGGAGUUGCUUUCAAUAGUGUGCAGUGUUGCCAUAAAAGUGUCUGACAAGAACAUUCGCACAAAAGCACUUUGGGUAAUCUCAAAGCAGUCCUUUCCUUCAGAUGUUGUUGGAAAAAUGGUGCCCAGUAUUAUUACAAUGCUAGAAACUAUACUUAAUAAAGGAGACUUACAUUCCAUAGUGGUUGAAUAUGAAGCUCUGAAUGUUGUUAUACGGCUGAUAGAACAGGCUGCACCCUGCAUGGAGGAAGAAGCUGUCAGAUGGGCCAAGCUCAUAAUUCCUUUGGUUGUCCAUUCGGCACAUAAAGUGCAGUUGAGAAGUGCUACUGCUUUGGAGAUGGGAAUUCCACUUUUCCUUCAGAAACAGCAGGAAGUAGCAGCAGUCACUGAAGAACUCAUGACUACUAAACUAAUUCCAGAGCUUCAGAAACUAUUUUCAUCAAAAAAUGAAACAUAUGUUUUGAAACUGUGGCCUCUAUUUGUGAAGCUGCUUGGGAAAACUCUGCAUCGAAGUGGAAGCUUUAUCAAUUCAUUGCUGCAGUUGGAAGAACUUGGAUUUCGAAGUGGGUCACCAGUGGUAAAGAAAAUAGCCUUCAUUGCAUGGAAGAGUCUGAUUGAUAACUUUGCUCUAAACCCAGAAAUUUUAUGCAGUGCAAAGAGGCUGAAAUUGCUAAUGCAACCAUUAAGCUCCAUCCAUGUGAAGACUGAAGUUCUGGCACUAACCAAGCUGGAGGUCUGGUGGUAUCUGCUGGUGAGGCUUGGGCCUCAACUCCCAGCCCACUUUGAACAGGUUUGCGUACCGUUAAUUCAAAGCACUUUAGGCUUGGAUGUCUCUCUGCUGCAAGGAAAUUCUUCAAGGCUGUCUGCUAACCAGAGUUUAGCAACCCCUGUUUCUGCCAACAAAUCAGGAGCUUUCCCUUUUGGAACCCUUGUAACUCCAAGAACGGCCCUGAACUCUAGCACAGGAGGAGGUGGAGUAAUUCCUGCCAUUCAGCUCUUAGGAAUUGAAAUGCUGCUUCACUUCUUCAUGGGGCCAGAAGUCUUGACUUUCGCCAAGGAAAACAAAGUCGUACUUAGCCUAGAACCUCUUCAAUAUUCGGUGAUCACUAGUCCUUCUUUCUUCUGUAAACAUGCCAAUACAUUUAUAAAUGCAAUCCAGGAUGGCUUCAUUGCAGUUGGAAAAGAUGUUUCUGAUAUUGUUUUGAAUGCUAUAUGGAAGGGAAUGAUUGGUUUUGUGAGAACUGCAAUUGAAUCAGGGAGCAAGAAAGAGCGGCAAAGUUCAGAAGUACUCACUACGUUGCUGCAAGCCUUAAAAAGCAUUGUCGUGUCAAAUGAGCUGCCUGUAUUAAAGUCGCUAUCCCUGAUAGGAAUUACAAUUAAAGAAUUACCUCCAAAAGUACUGGGAUCACCAGCUUAUCAAGUUGCUAACAUGGAUCUGUUGAAUGGAACUCCAGCACUGUUCUUAAUUCAACUGUCUUUCCGUAAAGAUCUGUUGGAAUGCUGUGUUCAAGAUGAAAGGUUUUUCCUGAACUACGAGUCUCUUGUGAGUUAUGCUUUGUCUGGCCCUGCAUCUCCUCUGGCUUUUAGUGAGUCUGUAGUCAUUGUUAUUAAUCAAAGUGCAGAGUACCUGGAAAACAAAGAACAACUUUGGAGAAUAUGGAGUAUUGUAGUUAACCCCCUCACUGAAUGGAUUAACCAGACAAAUGAAGUAAAUCAAGGUGAUGCUUUAGAACAUAACUUCAGCGCUAUUUACAGUGUGUUGUUGCUUCCUGUAAAUCACAUUUUCCCAUCUUGUGAAUUUCCCCAGCCCACAAUGAAAUCAUUACUGCGCUCGUGGUCGGAGCUGUACAAAGCAUUUGCCCGUUGUGCAUCUCUUGUGGCUACUGCAGAAGAUAAUCUGUGCUGUGAAGAACUCUGUGCCAAAAUAGUAUCUGAAUUAGACAAAACACAAAUUAAUUGGUCCAUGCUGGAUGGCCUCUCGCACAUUCUAUCAACCAUGGUUGAUUGUGUCAACUUUGCACCUUAUAAUACCAAAUCUCAGCCGCCAAAUAAAUCCCCACAGACACCGUCAGACUGGUCAAAAAAGAAGAAAGAUCCUCUGGGCAAGCUGUCUUCCUUAAUCAAACUUGUGGCGAUACUGAUCAAUUCUGCUCAUCUACUCUGGUCCAGUGAAUCCAGUACUGAAAAACUGGUCCCUGUUGCUGCUUCUGUUAUCAAUAUUCUUCAGAAUAUUGUUAGCCACAUUUCUUUGCCUUCUGUCAUCAGUUCUGUAUUUGGAAUUAUUACAAAACCACUAGCAGUGUUUUAUGAAAAAGCCAGGUUUGCCAAUGGAUCUAAAGCAAACAAUAAUCUCAACAACAAGUUUGAAAUGUUAUGUGUGGAAAUCGUUAGCUGUUUGCAGUCCCACUAUACUGGAUCUUUUGACAGCCAGCUGUUGCAAGAGCUUUUUCCACUGCUGUGUAUAAUGUUCACAAAUAAGAACAAGCAGAUAUGCAGUCAAGCUGCUCAGUUCUGGAAUGCAACCUUUGGCAAAGCGACGAUUCUGACGUAUCCAGAAGAAUUGAAGUCUGUUUUGUGCCAAGCCAAACAGAAAAUUCUGCUGUUAUUGCCUGGCUUUGAAAGCACUGAAAUAAUGGGAGAAUCUAAUGGGACGUAUUCUGAUUCUCAAUCAGAGAAUUCUCAAUGGGAUACAAAAAUAAGUGGAAUAGAAGUAAAGUCUAGUGGGAAAAGAGGUUCAUUACUAGCACACUCCAAUGAACUGAAAGAAAAAAAUACGAAUUGCCAUGUACCGCCUGCAAAGACAAAACUGGAAUUUUCGUUCCAGCCAAAAACAAAUAGAAAAGGCAUGAUUUUGGAAGAGGAAAAUACUGUUGACUUUGUGUUUAUUCCACCGGAAACAAAAGAAAGAGUGUUGACGGAGCACCAAAAAGAAGUUCUUCAAACAAAAAGAGUUGAUAUUCCUGCCAUGUACAAUAAUCUGGAUGCAUCCCAAGAUACUGCCUUAUUUUCCCAGUAUUCACAAGACCAGGAAGUUUCUUUGGUCAAACCUAUGAAGGAAGAAGAUGGGGAAGAAGAAGAGGCCAAAGAAAUAUGCCAGGCUGAAAAAGAGAUUAAGGAGCUUCUUGGCACUCCCUACAAAGGCACUGAAAACUGCAAGGCGAGCAUCCUUCUGGAGAAAACAGAAUCUGCAACUAUCACACAGCUUCAAGCCCUUGCAGAGCAAAGUCAAGAUCUAAACUGCGAGGAUUCAGAAUUGUGUACCUCUAAGACAGUUCCACAGGAGCCAUCAGUAUUAGACCAGUCGGUCAGUGACAGCGGCACAAGUGUGAGCAGCAGCUCGGCUUCUAGUGAUGUUAUUUCAGGAACCCCACAGCCUGUCAGCAGAAGGCAGUCUUUCAUCACUUUAGAGAAGUUUGAUAGUUCAGAGAACAGACCUUUCACCCCUUCAAAGUUCAAUAAUGAGUCCAGACCAUCUGGAAGUACCCCUUUGAUAGAUAGUCAGGAAAGCACAAUUGGCACGGAUCCCCUUUCUUCUAAAGAAAAGACCAAUAAGAGUGCUUCCAAGCUCCAAAUGGAAGAAACUAUUACUAGAGCUAAGAGGUCAUGUUCAGAAAGUGUAGAUGCUUUGGAGAGUUGCCCUAAAGCCAAAAAAACCAAGGAAGAAUCCAAGACUCCUUCAAAAUUGCAAUCAGAGAGUACAUUGGGGAUAAAGAAGUCAAGUCUGCGGCCAAACAAAAUAGAGCUUUCAGAAGACAAAAAAGCAAAGCUAAUGGAAUUGGAGCAACAGAAAAACAUGCAAGUAUCUUCUUCCAAAGAUGAGGUAGAGGAAUGUGACUUACUUGGGGAAACACCAGAGCAACAGUGUACGUUAGAUGUUCAGUCUCAAGUUUCCGAUUUGAAAAUAAUUAGAAAUACCAUCAUGGAAAACAAACAUGUUUUGGAUAGUGUUACAGAGAUGAAAUCAGGACUGAAUUUGGAUUCAAAAGAGAAUACUCCUCCAGAAAUAACGGCACUGGGUGAUGCAGUAUCUGUCGGUCAAACUCAACAAAUACCACCUAAUCAAAAAAUAUUAAGACGUUCCUUAAGACGAAAGUCCGAAAUUACCGAAGGAUCUUCCGACAGUCAAGACAAAGAGAACAGCCAACAGAAGGAGGACAGGCACAGGGACGAUGAAAAGCUUCUGCCAAAGAAAUCUUCACAAACUAAAGAGGAUUCCUCACACAAACAGAAAUCUGCUCCUGAGAAGAACAUAGAUUUACAAGAAAAUGUAAUUAAAAAGGAAAGCGAUUCACAUGGAAGCAGUGCUACGGGAAGUAUAGGCAUAAAGGAAUCUCAUGCUUCAAAAAACCUUCUAGAGGAGGCUCACAUAAGUACUAGAAAAUCUGAAGGCAGUAACCCCCCUAAAAUGGCUGAUUUGCAAGAUCCCUCUUCAGAUGCCACCCUUGAGAAACAGAAAGGGCUUCCACGGUAUCAAACGAGAAGAGCCUCCCAAGGUCUUCUUUCCAGCAUAGAAAACUCUGAAUCUGACAACUCUGAGACAAGAGAAGAAGGAACCAAGAAAAAAAGAUCAGCGAAAUGGAAAAUCACAAGCAGUUCUCUUGAAAGGCAAGCAAAGGAAGAGCUGGAAAAUCAAAGCCAGGAGCUUCAUUCACAAGAAACUGCAAAUGAAAUCCAAGCCUCUUUAGUGACAAAUAAAGACAUCAUAAACCAUGAGAAGUGCAUGGAAAUAUCCUUGUCAUCUGAUCAUAACAAAGAGGGAGAAAGAACUGUCCCUACACUUAAUGACCGUUUGGGAGUUAAAGAAGCGGUGGAUGCUUCUGCUUGUAGAGACCAUUCAAUUGCAGAACAAACAGUUGCUAAAGUGUUAGCAAAGCCUAUCUCCGGGCGAGCUUCAGAGACCAAACAGAUAACUACAGCUCUUGACCAACCAGAUUCUGUUCCACACGGCAGCACCAAUGGUCCUACUGAGCUUUCAGGAGAUGCUGCUGUUUCUGAGGGCUUUCCUCUACCCCAAAAACCUUCAGGAACACCCGAAUGCCUGCACAAAAGAAGCAAGCGGAUGAGAAGAUCAAAGGGGUGUGAUUGUUGUGGUGAAAAGCCAUCUGCACAGUUGGAGAAGUUGACCGUAGAAGUGAAAAAACCAAGUACUCCAGAAACAAAGUCAAAACAACCUAAAAAGACACCCAGUAAAGCAGCAGUGGUUGCUUCAUGCCUUUCUGUUGCGGAAGAAAAGCUCUGUGUGGAGCCUUGUGCAACAAGUACACCUCAGAGUUCCUCUGGGGAUCCUGCUGACCUGGAGGAUUUAAGUAGGAGCAUAGAGAGUACAGGGGAAUUGCUGGGAGAUUGCACUCCAGAAGAUGAAUCAAAGGAAUCAUCAGGCACCAAAAAUGAAAGUUUCAAAUCUGCUGUGGAAACUAUGGAUUGUGUUGAUGGGACUGAAGAAAUUUCAGAACUGAAUUCUGUAGAAUGCACAUCAGAGGGAACCAAUAACCCGUGUCUGGGUUCAGAAAGUGAACUAGAACCUGUUGUUGCAAAAGAAAGAGCUAUUCAUCACAGCCAACUAGAAGGCAGAAGCAAUAUGGAGAUGGAUGUGAUCCAGACUGAGAAAACAAAGUCCAGUGAACCUGUAGCCAACAUUGUUCAGACUGGUAUGGAGAAGACUUUGGAAUGUUCUGUUGGCUCUCCCGUAGAAGCUCAAGAUAGUGACAUGAAUGAGGAGGAAAGCAUGGAAACUGUUGUAUUAGCAGGGCCUGAAACUUCACCCUUGGUACAAGAUGAAGAAAAAGAAAGUAAUGACAUAGAGUCUCCUCUUAAGAUGAAGGAAUGUGAUGCUCUGGUUUUGGACAAGAUUAGUGGAAGCCCUAACGGAGUGCAGGCACGUUGUAUGUGGUCUCCAUCAGCGUCCCCCUCUACCAGUAUUUUAAAGAGAGGUGUAAAAAGACAGGAAGAGGAGGACUCUCCAUCAUCUGCAAACAAGAGCCGACGAGUUUCCUUUGCCAAUCCAAUCUAUCAAGAAGAAUUGGCAGAUGAUAUUGAUAGGCGAAGUCCAGCAGUUAGAACUCAUUCUUCAAACGGUUCUGUGUCCUCCCGAAGCAUUAAACCCUCCUCUAAUCAUCAAGCCAAGCCUAUUACCACUCCAACCAAAGGAUCCCUGUCCCCAGGAUUUCGUAGCCAUAAAUAUAAAAGCUCAAAGAAGUGUUUAAUCAGUGAAAUGGUCAAAGAAACUCUACCACCUCCUACGGAAAGCAUAUAUCCAGCACUGCAGGGUUGUAAGGCACCUGUUGACACCAUUUUGCCUCAGAUUACAUCAAAUAUUUGGGCAAGAGGUUUGGGGCAGCUCAUUCGAGCCAAGAAUAUCCGGACGGUGGGUGACUUGAGUUCUUUGACAGCAGCUGAGAUCAAAACACUUCCCAUCCGUUCUCCCAAGGUCUUCAAUGUUAGAAGAGCUCUUAAAGUAUAUCAUGAACAACAGCUGCCUAAAUAUCGUGGAUCUGAGGAAGUAGCUGCCUUGGAGGACAUAGAGAAGCCUGUAAAUGACGCUGAUGAAAAACCCCUUUCCACAGAUGGAGAGAAAGUUGCAGGAGACUUGGGGGAGUCUGCGACCUCCAGUGCAGAUGAGCAGUCACCUACAGACGUUUUUUCCCAGAUCAAUAUCCUUGCUACUCAGAUGACUUCUGAAAAUCUUUGCAGCUAUUCAGGCAGUGAACUUUUUGAAAUGCAGGAUAAACUGCAUAGCAUGACAAACUGUAUUAUGAAAACUCUGCAGUCCCGUUGGAAAUCACCACCCCACGAAAGCACUGUUUAAUCAUUUAUACUUUAAAACUAAUUCUUUGAAGAAUGGACUGUUACAGGAUCCUUUUAUCGAAAAUCCUGUGGGUUUGUUUAAUUGAACUCUGCCUUAUGGUUUAUUUUAGUGAGCAGGAAUUUUCGUAAAUUAAGAUGAAACAUUAAGGUGUAAAUAAUUUUGUUUUUCUUUUGAAGUUCUGCACACUUACUGUUUAGAGGGUUUUUUUUGCUGCAGUGCAGAUUCCAAAAUAAUUUUGUUAAGAUGUACAAUAGCAAAACUGUGAAACUUAACCUAUGUAGUAUUUUAACUUUAUUUUUUCAAAUGCAUAUUUUUGUUCCUGUAUAAAAGAUCACAUUGUUCUUGAAGUUAUAACUUAGACUUGCCAAAAGUAAUAAAAUCUCCCAAAUGCUGCUACUUUGGCCAAUACUGGCUUUUAAGGUGGCCUUUCAGGUUAAGAUUUGCAGUGAUAAAUUUGGAUGACUUCCAAAUUCCUUUUUCAUCAAUAAUUCUAAACAGUUCUAUUUGUGCAUGCAUACCUUGUAUACAAUGGAAAAAGGAUAUUGUGAUACAGUUGAUGCAGUGUUCUCAAGAUCCAAAUACAUGUCCUUGGAAUUUGAUAUGCAAAAGAACUCUCCCUCAGCCCCUUCUCUUUUCUCCCUCUGACAACAAAUAGCUUGGGCAUAGAUAACUUUGUACAUUUUGUAUAGAUCUAACAAUUGCAGAUAUUAUAAAUUAUCUCUAUGUGAAAUGAACUGCCAGGUAUCUUGGAAAUGAGAACUCUUGUUUGCAUACAGCACAGUGUUUUCCCAGAAUGAACAAGGUAACAAUAGAAUCAGUUCAGUUGAUAGGAAUUUUAUAUAUAUAAAUAAAACAAUGAACAGCUGUUUAAUUUGCAA
This is a messenger RNA of Sphaerodactylus townsendi, 8128 nucleotides long. RefSeq names its product replication timing regulatory factor 1 (gene RIF1). The coding region runs from base 132 to 7250 and encodes 2372 amino acids. The record is from RefSeq and is a predicted model, not a curated record. The transcript has 35 exons. Gene Ontology annotation, cellular component: nucleus. Gene Ontology annotation, biological process: telomere maintenance. NCBI's taxonomy places the organism in Eukaryota, Metazoa, Chordata, Lepidosauria, Squamata, Sphaerodactylidae.